CGCGCCCUUCUAAGCGUAUCUGUGCGUGUCACGCGCAGUUACACGCCCCCGGUUUACUGCAGCUAUCAGAUGCACGAGGCAGUUUAGGUGGAUGCAGGAAAAGGCGCGUGUCAUUGAGCAUCGUGCUGCUCCGGAGUUGCGCGCGGAGUUUACGGUCAGAGAGAGACAUUCUGUAACAGUGCGCGUGAGAAAGGUAGAGUAGACAGUCCAAACUCGGAGUCCUGUCUGACGCCGACACACAAACCAUCUGGAAAAGUUGGCUGGGGGCAGCGCGUGUACGCUGAUCGGUUAACAGCAGCGAGGAAAGUGUUCAUCCUAGGCUUUACGAGCGGACUCCUGAGGAGAAGCUGCGCGUACCUGCGGAAUGUGCGCCCCGUGAAGGACUGUGCCAUCACUCCUGCGCUGCUUGGAGUCUUAUAGGGGUCGGCUCGGGGACCAGGCUGCGCUCGCUUUACCAUGUCAGUAGAGCUUCAGUGAGAGAUAUCCGACAGACAGAGAGAGUGAGAAGAGGAAGGAAGCAAUUUGAACAUAGGGAUUACAGCCAGACGCGACAUGUUCCUGAUUAACAUAAUCUCUGUGGUGUUUGUGUUAGAUGUUUGCAUGUGUGAAUCGGAGCUGGGAUCCCCCGGCUGGAGGGAACCUCUGGACUGUGUUCGAGCUUCAGAGCUGUGCAACCAGAACAGUCAGUGCAGCUCACGCUAUCGGAUCAUGCGCCAGUGUCUGUCUGGCGGGGACAAGGAGCGCAGUACCAUGCUGCCCUCCAGGGAGUGCCAGGGGGCGCUGGAGGUAUUGCAGGACUCGCCGCUGUAUGACUGCCGCUGCAAGAGGGGCAUGAAAAAGGAGCUGCAGUGUCUGCAGAACUACUGGAGCAUCCACAUGGGUCUGACUGAAGGUGAAGAAUUCUAUGAGACUUCUCCAUACGAGCCAAUCCAUUUCUCUGAGGAAUUCAGGCAUGCCUCCAUUAUCUCAGACUCCUCUUUGUCGAAGAUGAGGCCAUGUUCUGAGGCAGGAAAACCCUGUAACCCCUGCGUGGAUGCAGCGAAAGCCUGUUACCUGAAUGAAACCUGUAGACGCCUGCGAUCAGCCUACAACAUUAUCUGUAGCAAGGUCACACCCCCACAGUCCUCUGCAGCCAAUCAGGAGCCAUGCAGCAGGAAGCGGUGUCAGAAGGCCCUGCGCCAGUUUUUUGAGCGUGUCUCAUGGGAGCUGAGCUACCCUCUGCUGUUCUGCUCCUGCCUGGAUCAAGCGUGUGCUGAGCGCCGUCGCCGCACCAUAGUCCCAUCCUGCUCCCACCAGGAGAGACACAAACCCACCUGCCUAGAACUGCGACGCACCUGCCGCUCCGAUGCCCUGUGCAGGUCUCGCCUUGCUGAUUUCCACAUGAACUGCCAGAUUACGUCUCACACCGCCACCAGCUGCCCUUAUGACAACUACAUCGGCUGCCUCAUGUCCUACGUCGGCCUCAUUGGCUCAGACGUAACACCAAACUACAAUGACAACAGCCCCACUAACAUCACCAUCAGCCUGUGGUGCACCUGCAGGGGCACGGGUCACCAAGAGCAGGACUGUGACGCCUUCCACCGAGACUUCACCCACAACACCUGCCUCAAAAAUGCCAUCCUGUCAUUUGGUUACGGAUCUGAAGGAGCCGCUCCUGUAACUGAGCAACCAUCCACUUUUCUGCCUCCUGCUCAGCCGCCCAUCAUCUCCAAACUGGCUCCUUCAAUACACGGGAAGGCCAUCAAGCCCAUGGACACUGCCUGUAUGUUCGCCACCUGUGCCAACCUGCAGGAUGGAGGUCAGAAGUGCAUACCGUCUGAUGACUUUGAGUGUGAGGAGACUUUGUUGGCCCAGGGGUCAAUAGACUCUCAGGAUUCUGUGGGACCCAAAAGCAGCAGCCAGGAAUCAGCUCCGCUACUACACCACAUUGCUGUGACUGUGUGGGUGUCCAUUCUACCAGCACUUCUACACUUUAUGUCAUAAAUUUGAAAUCACACACAUACAUGCAUACCCACAAACCCACAUAAACACAGUCCUAAAUGUCAAGCAACAGAUUUCCAAGUAUCCACCACAGACUUUUUGAAGAGGGAAUCUGGAGACCACUCAGAUGAGCAGUCUUUCUGCACCACACAGUCACACACAGGCCAUGAGGGGGAGAAAGGAAGCAGCUGGACUUUGGGGUGUUGUAUGUAGUUGAGAAAGUGAAUCAGAAACACAAAUGAGAGACUCUUGGGACUCUGUGUCAGAGUGACUUUUUUUUCAAUGCUCUGUGUCUUCAGGGUAUGUGUACUUUCUGUGCAACCCAGCUCGGACUCACUUCCUUAGGCUCCUUUGGAUCUGAGACAGCGAGGCUGACAAACAAGAAUAUGACUGUGUCCAUGUAAACAUAGAGACAUGCACUUACACUUAAAUUGAUCAGGAGUGUUAAAGUUGACAGUGUGAGAGAGAGGGGAAGAUACGACACUGUAGAACAGCUGGCACAGAUCUUUCUAUGAGGUUUGUCGGCUCAAAGUAUUGCUCCUUCAGACCUCUCUCGUGGCAACAAAUCAAAACAACAUACAAGCAACACACAAGCGCACCUAUAUACAUACUGCCCUCUUCCCAUUAGACCUCUUCAGCGGGUAAACAGGGUCCCCACACAAACCAGACACAAACACUCAUGCUGUACACCAGUGCCCUAUUUGUGGGUCUUUCUCUUCAUUUUGUGGUCAACAUCCUGUACAGACUUCAUUUGCUGUGGAAAAUGAAAAGUAAAAAGUCCAGUAAAUGAGUGUUUCACAUCAAUAUUCAGCCAUGUGUGUGUGUAUGUCUGUUUGUCGGUGUAAAUGUCCGUGAUGAUUGUUGACACAUCCGUCCAUGGAGGUAAACAAAUAAAGGGACAGGUGGAACUUUAAUCAGAUGACAAACUGUGAAACAUGAUGCACAUGUACAGCUUAAAAAAUCUGAUCUAAAUUCAAGUCUCAGUCCUACUGAAUCAUAACAUCAUAGCAAUUAAUUUGGCAUUUUUUGUCUAGAAAUACUUAACUAUAAUAAAAAAAAAAAACAUUUACUUAUUUUAUUUCAUAUACGUUUCCCACACACACUAAAUAGAUGUUCUUUCUAGUAAAUGCUUAUGACUAAAUAGUAUUUGAACAAAGUAAACAAUUUUAAUAUUAAAAAACGUACAGUUUUUAUGUUUCAAAGUAGGGUUCUGUGGUUUAGUUAUUAUCCUCCCUGCAACAGAUACAAUUCAACUCGGUUUAUUUAUAUAGCACCAAUGCUUUGUCUGAGGCACUUUACAAAAAAAAAGUCAGAUUCCAAGUCAAUUACAUCUGUUCCAUAUGACCUUAGUUAUCAAAUGAUGGAGUCAGGUUCAGCUUAUUAAUCAGAUUGGUUAAAAGGUUUUCUGUCUAAGCAAACCCUGCAGAUUGUAUCGAGCAAGCGACUUCCAGCAUUUACUCCUCCUGGAUGAGCAUGUAGUGACAGUGGGCAGUUGCUUGCAUUGAGUUGUUGUCUUUGCAGCAAUCCCUCAUUCUGAACCUGUAUGUAGCAACAGUGGAAAGGAAGACUCCCCUUUAACAGGAAGAAAGCUCAACAGAACCAAAACCAGGCUCAGCGUAAGCAGCCACCUGCAGUGACUUACUGGGGGUUUAAGAAGACAGAGCAGACACAAAACAACACAGAAGCGCAGACACAGGAGUACUUUCUAUGUUAAAGAAAAGUCAAAAGUUAAUGGCAGUAGUAGCUCCGUUAGUGGCUUCAUCUAGGAGAGAAAAAGCUAAACGGAUAAGCUCUGAGCCAGUUUUCAAAUCUAAAGGAUGAAGGAGAGCACAUAAAGUUGUUGGCAGCAGUAGCUCAGCUGAUGUCCCCUCUCCAGGAAUAUGUCACAGCUAAACAUGACACCAGGCCAGAUGGAGCUUCUAUGAAGAGAAUUACUUUUCUAUGAAUUAUGAAGAAAUAACUACCAAAUAAGUAUAUUUGGUAGAAUUUGUAAACCAGUCAUCAUUUUCAAGAAAAAUCCAAUACAACAUCCUAUUAAGUAGGAUUUCUGCCUUGUAGGUGGCUAAACAACCCCACUAUCAAAAUCUAACAUGGUAUCAGCAUGCAUUAAAUCUAGUGAAAGCGUCACAAAUAAACUUAUUUUUGCACUUCUGAUGGUUUCAGUCUAAAUAUUAAUUGCACAUAUACUACUGUGCAACAUCAAUUUGUGAUUAUGUUCAUUUAGUCUUUUGAAUGCAUAACAUACUGAGAAGUAUCUUAUUAGAUUGUGUUGCUACUAACAUUUAGCCUGGUCACUAAGAACUAUUAGCAAAUCCCACUUCAAGACUUCACUUAAAACAUCCAAAAUAUAGUUUUUUGCUCUCAAAACUGCACUUUGACGUAGGUAGCAACAGUUACUCUUACAUACAUGGAAAAAAAGACAAUACACCCCUUUUCAGGUUUAGUCCUUCAUGUAUCAGGGGUAAUAAAACGAUCUGUGCAGGUUAUAAACAUACUUAAAUUAAAAAGGAAAAUCUACCUGUGAAAAACUAUUUCUGUGAAGUACAGCCUUACUGCUUUAGUAGGACAUAGGAGGUAAGGUAGCAGUCAGUCAACACCAAUCAAAUACUCCCAGUUAACUAAUCUUCAGCAAGUGUGAACAUCACCAUAGAAGCCGGGUGUUGUCACUUUGCUGGUGUGGAGCAUACAUGUAUGUGCUGACACGUUACCAUCAGCUUUCAGCAAUAACCUUAGAGGAGCACCUGUUGUUUCUCGUCAAUCUUAGAUGGGUUAUAAGGCCAUUUGCAACUAUUUAAAGUUCAUAAAUCAGGAAAGAUUAUUAUGUUGAAAACAUUUAGGACAGUUACUAAUCUUCCCUGGAAUGAAUAUCCCAGCAAAUUCCCUCUAAGAUCAGACUGUAUAAUGCUCAGAGGACUGAAAAAAGACUUUAAAGGACUAAAUAUUCUGUAAUGUAUAUUUAUAAUAAAAAGACUGAACAUAUGUGGCUUGUUCUGAAGGGUUGCCAGAAGAAAUUGUCUCUUCUGUCUAAUAAAGAAUUUAGCACCAUAUAUUAAGGUUACAGAGUUGCAUUUGAAUUAUCCACAACAGUUCUGUCAGACCUGUGUCAGAACAGGUAAGACCUAAGGUAAGACCUAAGAAGAGUUCCUUUGCCAUAAUGCACUGCAGCUUGUUGAGUAAAAACCAGAAACAGAGUAUAAAUACCUCAACCUUACUGUUAAUCAUGGUGGUUUGAAGGCUGAGUAUUUGACCCUGUCUUGCAGUUAUUAAACCAACCAUGUUUUUCUCUGUAUACCAUAGUUUCAAGAGUCAAACAAAAGGCUAUUUGUCCAACAGCUGAAGCUACAUUUUCAUCAUGGAAAGGACAAAGGUUUCUAGCACAGCUACUGAUCCACAACAGCAUGUCUAAAAAGGAAAAUACUCAUAGUGCUGCAUUGAUCCAAUCACUGUUGCAAGGAACAGUAGGCCAAGAUUUCUCUUAGGUACCCAAGUCACUGCUGUGGUUGUACCUGCAUUUAAUCAAGAGGUCUAUAGGUCCUUCUCAAAAUAUUAGCAUAUUGUGAUAAAGUUCAUUAUUUUCCAUAUUGUCAUGAUGAAAAUUUAACAUUCAUAUAUUUUAGAUUCAUUGCACACUAACUGAA
This is a messenger RNA of Girardinichthys multiradiatus, 5618 nucleotides long. It is a transcript of the gene gfra2b, whose product is annotated as GDNF family receptor alpha 2b. NCBI's taxonomy places the organism in Eukaryota, Metazoa, Chordata, Actinopteri, Cyprinodontiformes, Goodeidae. The transcript has 10 exons. The coding region runs from base 553 to 1983 and encodes 476 amino acids. Gene Ontology annotation, molecular function: signaling receptor activity. Gene Ontology annotation, biological process: nervous system development. The record is from RefSeq and is a predicted model, not a curated record. Gene Ontology annotation, cellular component: signaling receptor complex; external side of plasma membrane.